Messenger RNA from Momordica charantia (bitter melon), 1286 nucleotides. RefSeq lists its product as uncharacterized. The record is from RefSeq and is a predicted model, not a curated record. Gene Ontology annotation, biological process: regulation of asymmetric cell division. NCBI's taxonomy places the organism in Eukaryota, Viridiplantae, Streptophyta, Magnoliopsida, Cucurbitales, Cucurbitaceae.
UUCAUACUAAUUGGGAGGAUCAAGCAUAGACAGUUACCAACCAAGGGGAUUUGGUGGGUUUGUUCAUCAUUAGAGCAUAGAUGAUGAACGAGUUUUCAAGUUUGGUAGUAGACAAUCUGCAGAAAAGCCGAUUCACGGAGAAGAACAAAUGGAAAGUUGAUGGUGUUGAAUCAUUUAGGAGAAGAAGCUACAUGGUACAAGAGAGUGAUGAUGGUCUUGGUGAAUCUGAACCAAGUGGAGAUGGAAGGAGUCGGUUUUCCUCAAUGAGUUCAAUUGACGACGAGUUGCCUGAGUUCGUCGUUUUCCUUCAAGAAACCAACUAUGAAUUUGUGAAAGACAUUUGCAUUGACAAAGCAGAAACUUCUCAUGAAAAGUGUUUUGAGGAGGAUUGUGACAGAGAGAAUGGUUAUGUCCCCUACCUGCUUAAAUAUAAUAUAGCAGUAAGUGAUGGUGGAGCAACUGAAGAAUCCGAGGACUUGGAGUCGUCAAUUUCAAGUAUUGAAUCAAUGCAGGUCCUUGAGAAAGAUUUCUUUAACAAAGUAAAUGAGAAACGAAAGGUUCAUUAUGAUGAAAUAGACGAAGUCCCUUCUGACCUUCCCAGGAAGAAAACUGUGCCUAAAUUACUUCUUGAUAGAAAGGUUACAGGUAAAAAGGCAGCUGCUUCUACAAACUCUAUUGCAAUAUCAUUGAGUAAGAUACUUGAUGAAAACAAACACAAAGGCAAAGCAGCUGCUAGAAGCAACACUGAACACGAGCAUGGAAGCAUUUAUUGCAACUCCAAUUUAUCAAUGAGCAAGAUACGCGGCGGUGCUAGCAGUUGUGGACACUGUCAUGAAUGUGGAAGCACAUCCAUACCCGAAAACUAUGCACCAGAAGACCAAAUGGGAUCACACAGAAGCCACGGCUUUGUUUAUCAAAGAGAAGACGGUUCCUCUGAACUUGAUCCUGCUUUCAACCCAGUGAGAAAACCUUCAUUGUCAUCUUAUUUGGGCAGUACAUCGCUUCGGUCGAAUAGCAGCACAAACAGCUCGCAGUCUUUUGCAUUUCCAAUUUUACAGACAGAAUGGAAUGGAAGUCCAGAAAGAAUGGUGAAUGCUGACCCGGUUCAAAGGCGAAGGCGGCAAUUGUGGAGGAUAUGUUUUCCCUGCUGUAAUUUCUGAUCAUCUCAUGUCCAACUUGUCAGUGCUUUUGAUUGUUCUCUCGAUUCAUCAUCAUUUUGUAUAAGAUAUGUAAAACUACACCGAACCCAGUAGUUUAAUAUAUGGCAUAGUUCUUAUCCAAAAAUA